AUGACCGAUUUAAAUGAAGAGAAGCACAAGGUUGACAUUAUUUCUCUUCCAAACGACAUGUUGAUGAAAGUUCUUACAAAGGUUCAUUCAUCUUCCUUCACCGACCUCUUCAAGGCAAAACUCACUUGCAGUGAUUUAUGCGGGUUGGCAGAGGAGGAUCAUAUCUUCCAACAAGUAUCGUUGGAGAAGAUUCUGCUAUUUUGGUCUACAAAUGCUGAAGCUAUGUUCUUAAGACGUUGCAAAGAGAGUGGAAACCCAGAAGCAAUAUUUAGAGAAGGCAUGCGUGGAUACUUCACUUCCAAGAAUCCGAAACUAGGGCUUAAGUUAUUGGAAAAAGCUUCUGAAAAGGGACACCUUGAAGCAUCGUACAUACAUAGUGUUAUUUUAAUUUGCUAUGGGGGUCAAUUAAAGCAUUAG
Messenger RNA from Alnus glutinosa, 417 nucleotides. Its product is annotated as putative F-box protein At1g67623. The coding region runs from base 1 to 417 and encodes 138 amino acids. NCBI's taxonomy places the organism in Eukaryota, Viridiplantae, Streptophyta, Magnoliopsida, Fagales, Betulaceae. The record is from RefSeq and is a predicted model, not a curated record. Gene Ontology annotation, molecular function: protein binding. The transcript has a single exon.